This is a messenger RNA of Owenia fusiformis, 1714 nucleotides long. Lineage: Eukaryota; Metazoa; Annelida; Polychaeta; Sabellida; Oweniidae. The record is from the annotation of a GenBank genome assembly.
AUAUAAAGUGGCUGCUUUUUAAUAAUCUGAAAACAUGUCUGAAUGUAAAAUAAUGUAUAUUUGUGCGAUAUAAAAAAGCCUUUUGCAUGUGAAGUUGCUAGCUGAUGGGCGGAGAUUUCCCACACUUAAACUUACCAUACUCUCAAUGGAGAAGACGCGUGGCGAUGUCAGUCAUUCCAAUAUCGUGUUCCAAUAACCAAUCGCAGAUUCGAUAGCAUCUGGCGAGAUACAUUCCGUCACAUUAGGCGUCCUUUGAUUGGUCAAUAGCACAGGUAUGCAGCGUGGGAAUCUGCGCAAAAUUACUUCACAUAAAGAUGAAGUGAACAACAUUUAAUCAGCCAUCAUCCAGGUGAGGUCAUUAUUUACAUCCAUUUCACCAACCAAACAGCAUAUCAUCAGUUACGAAGAAGAUGUCUGAGAAAGCUAUGACAAAAUUAGAGGGAGAAAAGAUAUCAUCGUGCAAUGCAAUGGAUAGAAAGACGAGUAAACCACUGAUGGAAAAAAGAAGACGUCAAAGAAUAAAUAACUCACUGACGCAGAUCAAAACCCUUGUUCUUCAAGCCAUGAAAAAAGACCCUUCAAGAUAUUCCAAAUUGGAGAAAGCUGACAUACUUGAGAUGUGCGUCCACCAUCUUCGAACUGUUCAAAAACGCCAGUUAUCUUUGACUCAAAAUGAUGCUAGUACUUUAAACAAAUACAGAGAAGGAUUCUCAAAAUGUGCAACAGAAACAAUGAAGUACCUUCAAACAGGGAAUAAUGUUAAUAUGGACGCUGAUGUACGUAAUAUGCUUACGGGACAUCUCUCAAACUAUGCAUCAAGCAUGUCUACAACGCCUGUAUCUCCUUCACAAAAUGUGACAUCCACAAUGGAGCAACCACUUAACAUUCGAAUCCCACAAGUUCCAUCAAAGAUCGCUCAACCUAUAAACAUUCAAAUUCCACAGAGUCCAGUUGGUACGAACACUUUAUACAAAAUGAGUCAACAAACUGUAAGCCAGCCACUAUUGGUUGCCAAGAAUGGGUCUCCAAAUGCAGUGAACUGUGCAUAUGUCGUGCUAGGGCAGGCUAACAUCGUCCCUAUGAACUCUUCUGGAGUAUCAAAUACUCUUGUGGUAUCACCAACAUAUGGCCUUACACCGAAUCAGUCAAACACAAGUCCUACAAUGGGGGCACUUGCUCCAUCACCCAUAGCCAUACAGACAGUCACAUCUGUACCAGUGCAAAGUAACACUCCAAACGUUGUGAAAUGUGAAACAAACAAUAGUUCAUUACAGAAAUCUCCAAUGUGGAGACCAUGGUAAACGUCUACAGAUAAUUGUUUCUCCAAAGCCAAACAGUGGUUUAAAUCCCACAAUCUACUAGUUUAUUGUACAUGUUAUAAGCUGCUGGUCAUGUUGAUAUGUGUUGAAUGAUAAUUCAACUAUAACUAGUUAAUUAUCCCCAUUCGUGGAUCUAUACUGCUGAUAUUUUGUUACUGCUGAUAAUGAAAUUUCAUUAUUACUUAAUUUUACUUAUUUUAACUGCUGAAUUAUGUCACUGCCGAUAGAGUUCCCUUGUUGUAAAGUUUACUCACUUUAACUGUUGAAUUAUGUUCCUGCCGAUAGAGUUCCCUUAUUGUAAAGUUUACUCAUUUUAAUUGCUGAAUUAUGUCACUGCUGAUAGAGUUCCAUUAUUGUAAAGUUUACUCAUUUUAACUGCUGAAUUAUGUCACUGC